GGGACAGUGCUGCGCUCAGUCUCCACCCGGACUCCGCCAUGUUGGGUCUUGUGGGGCGUGUGGCCUCGGCUUCGGUCUCGGCCUCCGGGGCCCUGCGGGGACUGAGCAAUUCGGCGUCGCUCCCUCAAGCGCAGCUUCUCCUUCGAGCCGCGCCCGCCUCGCUCCAUCCGGCCAGAGACUAUGCGGCGCAAACUUCCCCGUCUCCUAAGGCAGGCGCUGCCACCGGGCGCAUUGUGGCGGUCAUCGGCGCCGUGGUGGACGUCCAGUUUGAUGAAGGAUUACCACCCAUCCUAAAUGCCCUGGAGGUGCAAGGCAGGGAGACCAGGCUGGUUUUGGAGGUGGCUCAGCAUUUGGGUGAGAGUACCGUAAGAACCAUUGCUAUGGAUGGUACUGAAGGCUUGGUUAGAGGCCAGAAAGUACUGGAUUCAGGUGCACCAAUCAAAAUUCCUGUUGGUCCUGAGACCUUGGGCAGAAUCAUGAAUGUGAUUGGAGAACCCAUUGAUGAGAGAGGCCCUAUUAAAACCAAACAAUUCGCACCUAUUCAUGCUGAGGCUCCCGAGUUCAUAGAGAUGAGCGUUGAACAGGAAAUUCUGGUGACUGGUAUCAAGGUUGUGGAUCUGCUAGCUCCUUAUGCCAAGGGUGGCAAAAUUGGACUCUUUGGUGGUGCCGGAGUUGGCAAGACUGUACUGAUCAUGGAGUUAAUCAACAAUGUCGCCAAAGCCCAUGGUGGUUACUCAGUAUUUGCUGGUGUUGGUGAGAGGACCCGUGAGGGCAAUGACUUAUACCAUGAAAUGAUUGAAUCUGGUGUCAUCAACCUAAAAGAUGCUACCUCUAAGGUAGCGUUGGUGUAUGGUCAGAUGAACGAACCACCUGGUGCUCGUGCCCGGGUAGCUCUGACUGGACUGACUGUUGCUGAAUACUUCAGAGACCAAGAAGGUCAAGAUGUACUGCUAUUCAUUGACAACAUCUUCCGCUUCACCCAGGCUGGCUCAGAGGUGUCUGCCUUGUUGGGCAGAAUUCCUUCUGCUGUAGGCUACCAGCCUACCCUAGCCACUGACAUGGGCACAAUGCAGGAAAGAAUUACCACCACCAAAAAGGGAUCUAUCACCUCUGUGCAGGCUAUCUAUGUGCCUGCUGAUGACUUGACUGAUCCUGCCCCUGCAACUACCUUUGCCCAUUUGGAUGCCACUACUGUGCUGUCCCGUGCUAUUGCUGAGUUGGGCAUUUAUCCAGCUGUGGAUCCUCUGGACUCUACUUCUCGAAUCAUGGAUCCCAAUAUCGUUGGCAAUGAACAUUAUGAUGUUGCCCGAGGUGUGCAAAAGAUCCUGCAGGACUACAAAUCCCUCCAGGACAUCAUUGCCAUCCUGGGUAUGGAUGAACUUUCUGAGGAAGAUAAGUUGACUGUGUCCCGGGCAAGGAAAAUUCAGCGCUUCCUGUCGCAGCCAUUCCAGGUUGCUGAGGUCUUUACAGGUCAUAUGGGAAAGCUGGUGCCCUUGAAGGAGACCAUUAAAGGAUUCCAGCAGAUUUUGGCAGGUGACUAUGACCAUCUCCCAGAACAGGCCUUCUAUAUGGUGGGACCCAUUGAAGAAGCUGUGGCAAAAGCUGAUAAGCUGGCAGAAGAGCAUACAUCAUGAGGGGUCCUCUUGCCACACUAAAUAUUCAUCCUCUGUACUGUCUCCUUGCCUCCAGUGCUGAAAGCAACAAUUUUCUGUAUAGGCUUCUACAAGAGCCUUGACUGAAGAUGUUCUGUCUGAAGAGUAUUUAAAGUUUUCAAUAAAGUGUACACCCCUCAGAA
This is a messenger RNA of Nannospalax galili (Upper Galilee mountains blind mole rat), 1795 nucleotides long. RefSeq names its product ATP synthase F1 subunit beta (gene Atp5f1b). Gene Ontology annotation, molecular function: ATP hydrolysis activity; proton-transporting ATP synthase activity, rotational mechanism; ATP binding. Gene Ontology annotation, biological process: proton transmembrane transport; proton motive force-driven mitochondrial ATP synthesis. Bases 39 to 1634 code for a protein of 531 amino acids. The record is from RefSeq and is a predicted model, not a curated record. The transcript has 10 exons. NCBI's taxonomy places the organism in Eukaryota, Metazoa, Chordata, Mammalia, Rodentia, Spalacidae.